GAUCUCCAACCUAAAUUAUAACACCCUGAAAAACAGCUUGGAAAUGCGGGCAGGAGUAAAUUAACUCCAGCUGUGAAUUAUUAUUGUCGGCUUGUUGGAAAUAUUAUUUCUAUUAAUAAUAAUGGAUGACCUAUAAAAAAAAGAAGCGAAAGAACAGAAUCCCAGACCUUAUCUUGCAUUCCGUUUUGCCCAAGGGUUCUUUGGAUUGAAGCCCUCGCUUUUGCAAAUUGAUUCAAACCACAGAAAUUUACAGACUCUAUAAACCCUAGAGCUCGAAGAAACACUGCCAUGGCCUGUGUUACACCCCAUCUAUGUGAUCACCCUGCGAGGAAGCGGCGGAAGCUGACAUCGUCGUGGGAUGUGCUUCCAUCGGGUCAUAAGGCUCAGGAAACCCUAGAUUUUAGCGGGCAGGUUGUUGCAAACAUAAAACAGGAUGUGAAUGCAGCAGAACCACCCCUUCUCGCUUUUUCUGUGAAAUCUAAAGGAAAUCAACAGCUUUCUCAAUAUUUAUCUCCUCCACGGCGUCAAGAUGACAAAGAAGGCCAUUAUGUGUUUGCUCUUGGAGAUAAUUUGACCUCUCGAUAUAAAAUACUCAGUAAAAUGGGUCAAGGUGCAUUCGGACAGGUCUUGGAAUGUUGGGACAGGAAAUCAAAUGAUAUUGUAGCCAUAAAAGUCACCCGUGGAUUACAGAAGUUCCAAGAGGAAGCAAUGAUGGAAAUUAAUGUGCUCCAUGAAGUUGGCAAGCACGAUAAAACUGGCAAGCGUUGUGUGCAAAUGCGGGAGUGGUUUGAAUAUCGGAAUCACACUUGUAUUGUUUUUGAGAAGCUUGGACCAAGCUUAUAUGAUUAUCUUAAAAAAAACAAUUAUCGCCCCUUUCCUAUUGAUCUUGUCCGAGAGAUUGGAAGACAGCUUCUGGAAUCAGUAGCAUAUAUGCAUGAUUUGAAACUUGUCCAUACGGAUUUAAAGCCUGAAAAUAUACUUUUUGUUUCUUCAGACUUUGUGAAGAUUCGAGAUUACAAGGGUUUAAAGAGGUCAGCACAAAACAAUUUCAUGCAUUUGCCACAAUCGAGGGAAAUAAAGUUAAUAGAUUUUGGAAGUGCGACAUUUGAGGAAGAAGAGCAUACAAGUGUUAUCUCAACCAGGCAUUAUCGAGCUCCUGAAGUUAUUUUGGGUCUUGAAUGGAACUACCCUUGUGAUAUUUGGAGUGUUGGAUGCAUACUUGUGGAACUUUGCUCGGGAGAUACAUUGUUUCAGACACAUGAAGACUUGGAACACCUUGCAAUGAUGGAGAAAGUGUUUGGGCCGUUGCCUAGAAACAUGAUAAAGAAAGCAGAUGGUAGACAUGCAAAAUAUUUUAGACAUGGAAAACGGUUGGAUUGGCCAGAAGGAGCAUCUUCUAGCAGAAGCAUUCGAGCAGUGAGGGAAUUGUCAAGUUUAAAGAAUUUGAUCUUGCCUCAUGUAGAUCACUCAGUUGGUCUCCUUAAUCUUAUAGAUUUGCUGCAAUCUCUUCUAAAAUUUGAGCCCAUGGAACGACUGACAGCUCAAGAGGCUUUAAGACAUCCUUUCUUUACAGGGGAUUCUGUGAAAAUGGAAAACAUUCAAUGCAAUUUACAAUGAUCCGAUAAAAAAAUGGAAGUCCUUAAAGGGGAACAUGUAAUUGGCCGUGCAGUCACAGUGUUAAGUUGGCGAGCAGUCUUUCCAAUCUUUGUCGACAGAUGCCUUUUAGAUGUCCAGUGUUUUCAUGGUUGUAAAUCUCGUUGUAAAUAUGUAUAAUACCAUUCCUCAGAAGCAGAGGCAGAAUUUGCUCCAUUACAGGUUGCUUGCACAUGGGAUGCAUUUGCUUGUGAAUUAAAAGAUCAGCUUCCUCUACUUCAGACAUUCUGAUCUCAAAUUGAUCAAAAUAAGUCCUAGAUUGUCUGGCAGUUGGACCAGUUGGUGAUCCUGUUAGCCUCGCAUGAACAAUGAAUCGAGGAUAUUGAUACCAAUUUGCUGCUGAGCUGCAAAAUAUAGAAAAGUGAACAUAUUUAAUGUCAAACACCUGGCAUUUAAUCCAUGUAUGUGUUGAAGCAAAUUUUAGUUUAAAAUCUUUCAUCAAAUUUCAAAGGAAAUUUUGUGACCUCAAAAUAUUUGUAUCUAUUAAGCUUGAAUUCGCUUGCAAUUUCAAAUGAAAAAUUGGUAUAGCACACUACUAAGCCACAGGGAUUUUCUUUUAGCAACUGAUGAUGGUGAAUGUAAUAUAUAGCAUGGGUGUGAAUUUUUUCGUAAUUAUGGAUUUUGAACUAGAGUGA
This is a messenger RNA of Cryptomeria japonica (Japanese cedar), 2288 nucleotides long. RefSeq names its product serine/threonine-protein kinase AFC2. Gene Ontology annotation, cellular component: nucleus. Gene Ontology annotation, molecular function: ATP binding; protein kinase activity. The coding region runs from base 289 to 1617 and encodes 442 amino acids. Lineage: Eukaryota; Viridiplantae; Streptophyta; Pinopsida; Cupressales; Cupressaceae. The transcript has 12 exons. Gene Ontology annotation, biological process: protein phosphorylation. The record is from RefSeq and is a predicted model, not a curated record.